Molecule: messenger RNA, 1446 nt
Organism: Mytilus trossulus (common blue mussel)
Lineage: Eukaryota; Metazoa; Mollusca; Bivalvia; Mytilida; Mytilidae
Exons: 3
Coding region: 49-1446 (465 amino acids)
Source: RefSeq, a predicted model, not a curated record
CAUCAGAUCAGAGAAAAUAAUAUCAACACAAAUAAUAACGCAAUAAAUAUGGAGUUUCUAGUUAUUUAUUUUGCCUUUGACAAUGCAUUUGAAGCAGUCAAUAUGUCAAAGGUAGAAUGUGAUAAAACAGAGGCGGAAAUGGUGAAGGGAACUAAAUGCCAGGUACCUUUCGAGACCGAAAGCAUCAGUGAGGAUGGCAAAGACACUGUGGAGACAAAACUUUAUGAUGGCAUUAUUCUCUGUUCUGGACAAGUUAAAAAGAAAGCAGAAGAGUUGGCAAACCAAUGUCAAAAGAAAUUAACAGAUGGUCUACCAGUUCAGACAUUGUUUAAAGAUUUUCAAGCCAACACCAAAAGAAAUGCCUCAUCCAAAUUAACAGAGGCCAUAAAGGAGCUACAAGAUGAAGAACCAUGUCCAUCUGAGAAGAAGAAAGUGAAAAAGGACAAAGUCUCAACCAAGUCAACUAUUAAGUCUAAGAAAGUACAUGUAGCAACAUCAAAUGGUUCAGCAAAACCCGCCAAAAAAUCAACAGAUACAUGUAAGGCUACAGCUGUUAAGAGUGCUCUUCAUCCUGAUAAGAUGGCUGAAAUUUCAGCAAUGUUGAACAUAGAACAGUCUCAAGGAAAAGAAGAUCUAAAUUUGGUUAAAGUUAUGAGCAGUACUACUUGUACUUCAACACCUAAAAGACAGGACAUAUGCAGCCCAAAAAAGACAGUCACUUCUAUGUAUGAAGAUAUAUCACCUGUUAAACAGACAGUUACAAUUGAUCCCAUAUCAAUUGCAAGUUUAAGGCGCUCACCAAGAAAACACUGUAGUUCAGUUCUGUUUACCCACAAAUUGGAUGAUGCAGUACAAAUACAUGUACCAAAAGAAAACAUAUCAACAAUAGGCCAGUCAACUGACAAAUGGGAUGGUGUUUUUGUCGACUCAGUUAAUAGCAUCUAUGACAUGGACAAGAAAGAAGUGCAUGAAUUGCAUUCGAACUUUGGGAAAGAAACUGAUGAGUUUGAAAAACUUAACAAUGAUCAUGACAUGCCAACAGACAGUAGUCAAGAGCAGACUAAAAAGGAACUUAUAUGUAAUCUUCUUGGAAUAACCAAAGAGGAAGCAGCCACAACCAGCAUGGUAUUGGGAAGGUUGUCAAAAAUACUAGGUGGUCAUGAUUUUAUUAGUUCAAAUAAUACUCCAUUUAAACCACCCAGCAUGCCUAGUAUCUUUAACAAUGAUCCUGAUGAAAUUAAUGAACCCGAUGUCAGUAGCAUUAUCAACACAGAGAAUGAUUCAAUAGUGGACAUGAGUACAGAAGAACAAGACAAUUCGCAAUCUACUUGGAGCUCAAAGGACAGCUGUAAUGUUAGUCAAAACAGUUCAAAUGCAUGUUCUGAGGCUGAAUCUUCAAACUCUAGGAUUAGAGGAUCCAAACCCGAUGACAAGGUAUAUAUAUAA